GUCGCGGCCCGGCGCAGACGGUGGCGGGGGGCGGCGCGGGGCGAGGCGUUUCUAGAAUGUGAAGGAAUUAAGAGAACAGAGGAGAAUCAAAGAUCAUGAGGAGAAGAGUAAGUGCAGGUGUCAGGAUUUAGGUGGACGUUGUUUGAGGACUGGAGGAGCUGCUCUCUACCUCCCAGCGGGUGUUGAGCGUGGUUUGGACAGGCCUGCUGAACUGCUUGUCAUGUAGAGCAAUGCCCGCUCCUCAGCACGCGUUAGCCAGGGAGAAAGAACUGAGAGAGGGUCUCACAUGCGGCGGGAACACGGUUGCCUGAACGACUGCGUGUAGCCUGGCCUCUGGAUUUAGGAGGCAAAACUUUGCUCACUUAAGCAAUGGGUCAAGAAGCUGGCAAACCUGCCUGGCCCAAACCGGCAGGAGGCUAUCAGACUAUUACGGGUAGAAGAUAUGGAAGAAGACAUGCUUAUGUCAGUUUUAGACCAUCUUUGACCAGCCAAGACAGGAAUGGACACCAACUCGGUGGAGAAUGCGAAGGAUUAGAGCUGGACGAUGUUCAGAAAGAGAAGUCUUUGUGUUCCAGUCCAUUGGUUCAAGUUUGUUCUGGUUUAUCGGAUGAGCCUUUGUUAGAAAAUGUUGGAACUGGAGCACCGGUUUGUCGAACUGUAUCGAGCCAAACUUUUGAGACGAACACUUCAUUUUCUCUAGUCUCUUACAGUCUGGAAGGCAACCAAAUCUCAGGGAACAUUAUGAAUCCUGAUAAAAUUUCUGAGGACCUUGCAGAAUAUGCUUCUGGAGAGUGUAGUGAUUUGAAUAGCCAGAAUGGAAUUGCUUUUGUAAACAUUGACUCUUAUGAGCCAGAUAGCAGUGAUGGAGAGGAUGAUGAUGGCCAAGGUAAUCUUUCCUUGGCAAAAGAAGAAGCAGGUGUAUUUCAGGAAACACUAGAUAACAUGCUUUCUGAGUUAGAAAAAGGUGUAGGGUCUUUUUCUGACUUACAGUCCCGGUUAUCCAGUCUUAACCACAGUGUUUCUAGGGAAUGUUGUGAAGAAGUGGGACCAGUGCCUUUAAUGAAAUGUUCUAACAGAGAUUCAGAUUUGGCCCAUCAAAACAACCGGACAUUUAAAAUAUCUUCUGCUGAAGAUCAGACUAUACUGAAAAAUAACCUGAGUAUUGCCAGUUGUGAAACACAACAGACAAAAGAUAUAGUGGAUGUUGGAAUCAGGACCCCUAUUUGUAAUGAAUUAAAUGUCAGUGAUGGAAAGACUGAUCAAGAGAAUUCACCUGAACUGGUAGUGAGACCCAAAAUUAGAAAACAAAAUCCUACAAAUCAGUUGGAUAGGAAGAAGCUUCUCGCUAAUGAUGAUGAAGAGAAGAGCAGUUCUAGGAGGCGAAGUGAAAUUGCUGAAGUCCAUCAUGGCCAUGCAGAGUGUGCCUUGAAGAACAGCAAAGAAAAAAUGAGUUCCAGUAUGUUCUUUGACCCAAGAGACUAUGAAGAUGCACAGAAAAAUGCAAAAAUAGACCUACGGAAAAAUGUGACUGCUCAGGAAAGGAAAACUGUGUUAGAUGAUAACACUUUCUGGGAUGAGUUUGAAGACUGCAGCAGACACUUCUCAAUGUCCCACAAAGAUGAAGACAGCUCGGAGUGCAGUGAUGGAGAAUGGUCUGCGUCUCUGCCUGCGUAUUUGGCUGCUACCGAUAAAGACCAGUCCUCCAGCGAUGAGAGCUGGGAGACUCUCCCAGGCAGGGAGGAACAUGAGCCUGAAGUGCAGAGCAACAGCAGUGGCCUAGAAGAAGAGAACACAGACUUCUGUUUCCAAGGAGGGGAACAGACUCCUUUGGAGGAAGGAGAGAUUCCUUGGUUACAGUACCAUGAAGAAAUAGAAAGUAGCAGUGAUGAGGAAGAUGAUCCAGUUAGUCAUUUUGUGCAUCCUGGCUUCUUUAUGUUGGAUGGGAACAACAACCUUGAGGAUGACUCCAGCAUGAGUGAAGACCUGGAUGUGGAGUGGAGACUACUCGAUGAAUUUGGGGAUGGCCUAGGAGUUGCUCAAGCCAUUUCAUAUGUGGACCCUCAAUUUCUCACAUAUAUGGCGUUAGAGGAACGCUUAGCACAAGCUAUGGAGACUGCUCUGGCACAUUUGGAGUCUCUGGCUGUUGAUGUUGAACAGGCUCAUCCACCAGCAAGUAAAGAAAGUAUAGACUGCCUGCCACAGAUUAUUGUCACAGAUGACCACAAUGCUGUUGGCCAAGACCAGUGCUGUGCUAUUUGUUGCAGUGAAUAUGUAAAAGAUGAAAUCAUAACAGAGCUACCCUGUCAUCAUUUCUUUCACAAGCCUUGUGUAACUCUUUGGUUACAGAAGUCGGGAACAUGUCCUGUUUGUCGUCAUGUGCUUGCACCCAUGCUUUCUGAAGCAGCAGCUGCCACUGCCUCCUUUCUGUCUGAUCAUGAUUCCUCAUCGUCUGUUCACAGUGCGACAGGAACUCCAAACUAGGGUCUGAAACGAAGUCUUGGCCACCAAAAUAAAAAUGUAAAUUUCUCCUGUUUAAUUACAAUGUGAAAACAGUUAAAUAUAAAAUAUUAUCUGUAAAAUAUUAUAUAUAUAUAUAUAUAUAUAUAGUAUAUAUUUUAGUUUAGAAAGAAGAUGUAAGACUUUCUAAACUAUUUAGGUUUACAACAAUAACUGAAAUUUUCAAACUGAAAGUUGGAAAAAUGUGCACCCUUUUUUUGCAGUAGAAUGUUGCUGUUAACCAUAAUAUCUAAAGCUUGUAUUAUGAUAAAUUUGUCCAAAAAGAUAAUUAAUGUGGCACUUUAUGUGUUCAAGUUCUUGCAACUGCAGUGCAGUUGGAGCAUUAUUAAAGUUAUGCUUAUAACCUGUUUUACAUUGUAUAACCAAACUGUUUGUUUUUGUCAAAGUUAGUGCCACUGAGUGACUUUGUAAUUGAUCUCUCAUAUUUGCAUCAAAUGUGAAGAUGUUCUGUGAUCACAGCAGUAGCAGAAUUUGGUUUCACUGGAAAUAAAUUGCAUAAAGGAACAAUAUUUCUUAUGAAUUUAUUCCAUAAUAAACUUUUUCCAGAUGUCAGAA
Messenger RNA from Rhea pennata, 3072 nucleotides. RefSeq names its product praja ring finger ubiquitin ligase 2 (gene PJA2). Bases 370 to 2481 code for a protein of 703 amino acids. The record is from RefSeq and is a predicted model, not a curated record. Gene Ontology annotation, biological process: ubiquitin-dependent protein catabolic process; random inactivation of X chromosome; protein ubiquitination. NCBI's taxonomy places the organism in Eukaryota, Metazoa, Chordata, Aves, Rheiformes, Rheidae. Gene Ontology annotation, molecular function: ubiquitin protein ligase activity. Gene Ontology annotation, cellular component: nucleoplasm; cytoplasm. The transcript is spliced from 11 exons.